AUGAAGUACCACUGGAAGAGUCCCAUAGACACGUCACCACCCGAGUCGCAUCCCGAGAAGGACGACCCGACAACGUCCGCGCGCAAACCUCCCUCGCCAGACCACGCAUCCAAAACCCCACCUCGAGACUUCAAGGCUUUCAUCGCAGCGAUUAAAGAUGCGUUCAACGACAUUCGCCCGAAGAUCAGAGACGCAACCUCCUCGGCGCUUCCGAACGAAGACUUAAGCAACAUGUGCGAGCUGUGCGAGGACUGCGCCCAGGAGACCGCGUUAUGGCAUCGUUGUCGCCGAGACUUCGGCCACAAGAAUCGCCUCGACGCAGAGAGAUUCUUACAGCCAAGGCCUCGUAUAGGCGUAGACGAGCAGGGACAUGCGUUUCACGACCGGAGCGCAUGCCAAUCGGAGAUAUACCCACCGAAACGGACGGUAAAGGAGGCCACCGUAAUGGGUCACCUCGGCCUCCAUUUCUUCGAAGAGGUUGAAAGCGAUGUGCUGGUCCUUCCGGUGCCCCUCUAUCCUCGGCGACCUCGGGUGUUCGCCGAGCAAUGCAAACUCCAGUUUCAUCAUAUUCCGCAGACAGUCUAUAAUGUGCUGGAACGUUGGCAUCUCGGCUAUGGAAGGUGUCUCGAUUGCAUCAUGAGGGCCAUGCGAACGUUUCCCCCUUGGAUUGUGAAAGCUUUCACCGAGGAACGAUUCAACGACGGUGACCCCGUCUUCGCGAACAGCGCGGACGACGAGGUGGCGGAGUGGGACGAGGUACGAAGACGAUGGCGACUUCUUGUACUCGAUCACUACCGCUGGGUGCCGGUCCAUGACUUGGAGGAACGACCUAGCGAUGCCACUGCUAACCCCAAGAUUCUCAACGGAACUAUCGAUACCCCUCUACCCAUCAGAUGCUGGGGUUAA
Punctularia strigosozonata HHB-11173 SS5 is the source of this 906-nucleotide messenger RNA. RefSeq lists its product as uncharacterized. The record is from RefSeq and is a predicted model, not a curated record. The coding region runs from base 1 to 906 and encodes 301 amino acids. The transcript has 2 exons. NCBI's taxonomy places the organism in Eukaryota, Fungi, Basidiomycota, Agaricomycetes, Corticiales, Punctulariaceae.